AUGAAAGAUUAUGAUGAGACGACAGCCUUCCUCGGACAGUGGGGAUGUUUCCAGCAGAUGGUCUUCUUCCUGCUCUGUGCCACCGGCAUCCCCAAUGGAUUCAGCGGCCUCUCAGUUGUCUUUCUGGCUGAUAUCCCCCCACACCACUGCCUGGUUCCUGAGGCCAACCUGACCCAAGAGUGGCACAAGGCUAUCAUACCAAUCGAGGUGGUGAACGGGCAAGAGGAGAUGAGCAGGUGCAGCCGAUACAGACUGGAUGUGGUCAGAAAUCUGUCCGCUCAGGGAUACACUCCCGGCAGGGACGUCAACCUAACUGAUCUGGAGCAGGAGGGCUGUUUGGACGGAUGGAGCUAUAGCAGAGACACCUACCAAUCCACCAUAGUCACAGAGUUUAACCUGGUGUGUGGGGAACAGUGGAAGCAGCCCGUCACUUCUACAGCUUACUUCCUAGGAGUGCUUUGUGGAUCCUUCAUCUCAGGACAGCUCUCAGACAGAUUUGGACGGAGACCAGUUCUCUUUGCAACAAUGGCAGUGCAGACGAUUUUUACUUUCAUUCAAAUCUUUUCCCCAUCCUGGACGGUGUUCACCAUCCUCUUCUUCACUGUUGGAUUGGGACAGAUCUCCAACUAUGUGGCUGCUCUGGUGCUGGGCAGUGAGAUCUUGGCAGGCAAAGUACGCGUCCUGUUUGCAUCUCUGGGUAUUACUCUGUCCUAUGCCACUGGCUACAUGAUGCUUCCUCUCUUCGCUUACUUUUUGAGAGGCUGGAAAUCUCUCCUGCUCGCCCUGUCUCUGCCUGGCCUGCUCUACAUCCCCUUCUGGUGGUUCAUCCCAGAGUCUCCUCGGUGGCUGCUCACCCAGGGAAGAGUGAAGGAGGCUGAGGCCGUACUGAGAAAUGCUGCUAAGAGGAACAAAAUAAAGGCUCCACAGGACAUCUUUAAAGACUACAACGCUGAUAUGGAUAAGAGCCAGGGUAAACCUGAGGAACGGCACAGUGUUCUCGACCUGGUACGGACCAGCAACAUAAGAACUGCAACAAUCAUUCUCAUCCUGGUGUGGUCCAGUCUGAACAUUGCCUACUUCUGCCUGUCCCUGAACACAUCCCAGCUCCAUGGAAAUCCUUAUGUCAGCUGUUUCCUCUCAGCAGCCGUGGAGGUUCCAGCAUACAUAUUCAGCUGGCUGUCACUGCACCGCCUUCCACGUCGCUUUUGUGCUGUAGGUACCCUUCUGCUGGGAGGACUGUCAAUCUUUGUUAUUCAACUGGUGCCUCAGAGUUUGCCAGAAAUGUCUGUGGCCCUGGAGAUGCUGGGUAAAUUUGGCAUUUCCAUGGGUUUAGCCCAGGUGAUUGUGUUCAGCACAGAGCUGUACCCCACAGUGAUCCGAAACACAGCAACAGGGACCUUUUAUACAUUCUCCAGAGUGGGAAGCGCCAUUUCGCCUUACCUCUUCCAACUGAGCACAUAUUAUAAGUAUCUGCAUUACAAUAUACUGGGGUCUCUGGUUAUUCUCUCUGCCGUGGGCAUUAUGUUCCUUCCAGAGACCUUUGGACGACCUCUACCUGAAACUAUUCAACAGAUGCAUAAGAGAGAAAAGUAG
Messenger RNA from Myripristis murdjan (pinecone soldierfish), 1593 nucleotides. Its product is annotated as solute carrier family 22 member 5-like. Gene Ontology annotation, cellular component: membrane. Lineage: Eukaryota; Metazoa; Chordata; Actinopteri; Holocentriformes; Holocentridae. Bases 1 to 1593 code for a protein of 530 amino acids. Gene Ontology annotation, molecular function: transmembrane transporter activity. Gene Ontology annotation, biological process: transmembrane transport. The record is from RefSeq and is a predicted model, not a curated record. The transcript has 10 exons.